Molecule: messenger RNA, 1440 nt
Organism: Lytechinus pictus (painted urchin)
Lineage: Eukaryota; Metazoa; Echinodermata; Echinoidea; Temnopleuroida; Toxopneustidae
Exons: 1
Coding region: 1-1440 (479 amino acids)
Source: RefSeq, a predicted model, not a curated record
AUGAUCUUGCAAGAGCUAACAAGACAGAAGUUAGGCUGGGAUGAACCCAUUCCAGUUGAAGAGGCACAGAAAUGGAAGUCUUGGUUGGAUGAACUACCAGAGAUGGAAGAAUUUGAGGUGAACAGAUGUGUAAAGCCUCAUAACUUUGGUAAGGUAACAAAUUACCAACUCCAUAACUUUGCGGAUGCCUCAGAAGUUGCUUAUAGAGCUAUGACAUAUAUAAUGAUGACAAGUGAAGAUGGUCAAGUAUAUUGCAGUCUGCUAAUGGCCAAGACACGUCUUGCUCCACUGAAGAAGUCAACCAUGCCACGACUUGAGUUAAUGGCUGCUACCCUUGCAACAAGGAUGGACACCAUGAUCAGGAAAGAACUGGACUUUCCUAUCACCAAGUCAACAUUUUGGACAGAUAGCAUGAUAGUUUUGAAUUACAUUCAAAACAAGGAUAAGAGGUUCCAUACCUUUGUAUCUAACAGGAUUGCUAUCAUUCAUAAUGCUACCGAGACGGAUCAAUGGUACCAUAUUGACUCGCCCUUGAACCCAGCAGAUAUCCUUUCAAGGGGCAUGCCUGCAAGUCAAUUGAAGGAGAGUUCGAGAUGGCUUAACGGACCAGAAUUUCUUCAACAGCCACAAGAAUUCUGGCCUACGUUUCCAAGCGAGAAGCAAGGGAUUGAUGAUGAUGACCCGGAAGUAAAGAGGACAAAAGGAAUGCAUAAUUUUGCAUCAAGCUGUGAUCAUGAAGACUGCAUUGACAAACUGAUCACACACUUCUCGGAUUGGACCAGGCUAAGAAGGGCAAUUGCAUGGUGGCUUAGACUGAAGAAAGUUCUCCAAGGGAAAGUGACAAAGAUGACACCAAUCCAAGAUAAAGGCAAUACCUUAUCUGCCAAGGAAAUUGAAAGUGCUGAAAAGGUCAUUUUUCAGUAUGUUCAGAGUCAUGCAUUCUCAGAGGAGUUGAGGGUCAUUAGAGAUUCAGGUAAUUCAGUCCCUAAAGUUACAAAAGGAUCAAGACUGUACAAGCUAGACGCAGUUUACCAAGAUGGCCUGCUUCGAGUAGGAGGACGGUUAAUACAUGCAAUAAUACCUAGUGAAGCCAAACACCAAGUAAUAUUGCCCAAGAAGCAUCAUGUGACUUCACCUCUUGUGAGACAUAUACAUCACAGAGUUGGACACCAAGGACUGAAUCAUGUGUUGGCAGAGAUACGACAAAGAUAUUGGAUUCUUGGUGCUGGUGUUGUUGUAAGGAGCAUGUUAAAGAAAUGUGUUAACUGCCGCAAGUACCAGGCUAGACUCGACAAGCAGAAGAUGUCAGAUCUGCCAUCAUUUAGACUUGAAGCUACCAAACCGGCCUUUACUAACGUAGGGAUGGACUAUUUCGGGCCAUUCGACAUUAAGUGUGGACGAUCAACGAGAAAAGGUACGGAGUUGUCUUCACCUGUAUGA